Sinocyclocheilus grahami is the source of this 1039-nucleotide messenger RNA. It is a transcript of the gene tmed2, whose product is annotated as transmembrane p24 trafficking protein 2. The transcript has 4 exons. The record is from RefSeq and is a predicted model, not a curated record. Bases 181 to 786 code for a protein of 201 amino acids. Lineage: Eukaryota; Metazoa; Chordata; Actinopteri; Cypriniformes; Cyprinidae.
UGCAAACGCGAACUACGUCCGUCGUUGUCGCCUUUUUGUCCCUUCAGGCGACUCGUCUAAAUCUUGACGUGGCAUCCUCAGUAGCGCAGCUAGCGCUUGGCAGUCUCCGCCUUUAUCGGUCCAGUGCGGCGUAAAGUCUCUUUUAUGGGGUUUAUCAUCCAUUAAUACAGCGCACCAAACAUGUUUACGCUCUCGGAACUCGUCGUGCUCCUCGGCGCGCUGUCUUACACGGCGAGCGGCUAUUUUGUGAGCAUCGAUGCUCACGCGGAGGAGUGUUUCUAUGAGCGCGUGAACUCGGGCACCAAAAUGGGCCUGAUGUUUGAGGUCGCCGAGGGAGGAUUUCUGGACAUCGACGUGGAGAUAACGGGUCCAGAUGGGAAGCAGAUCUAUAAAGGAGACCGUGAGUCCAGCGGCAAGUAUUCUGUAGCCGCCCAUAUGGACGGAAUCUACAAGUUCUGCUUCAGCAACAAGAUGUCCACCAUGACCCCUAAGAUUGUGAUGUUCACCAUUGACAUCGGCGAGGCACCCAAAGGACAGAAUAUGGAGACAGAGGCUCAUCAGAAUAAGCUGGAGGAGAUGAUCAAUGAGCUGGCGGUUGCCAUGACGGCGGUCAAACAUGAGCAGGAAUACAUGGAGGUCCGAGAGAGAAUACACCGCGCAAUCAAUGACAACACGAACAGCAGGGUGGUGCUGUGGUCCUUCUUUGAGGCUCUGGUGCUGGUGGCCAUGACCCUCGGACAGAUUUACUACCUGAAGAGAUUCUUCGAAGUGCGGAGAGUCGUAUAAAAUCCUGUCUGUGUUCCACAACAUAAACACACUGAGUUCAAGAUUGACCUGUUUUAUGAAUUGGAUGUCCAAUUCAACAGAGAUGGGAAGAACUUGGUUGUUCGCUAGUCCACCCAGUCUGUGAUUUGGUUUUUAUUUGCCCCAGUUGUAGUUCUCUUCAUCGUUUGAUUUGGUAAAGGGUGCGAUUUUGAAUCAGUUCAUUGAGUUUGUUUUAGCCUGACUUGAUUUUGAACAGUCAUCUUUAAUAUAUAUA